AUGUGGGCUCUUCAGUCCUAUAGCUGUGAGCACUGUGGGAGUGACUUCAUCAGUGACCGAGCUCUGAAGUAUCAUAUUCGACAGAAACAUCUGGGAAAAGUUCACUGUGAAAAAUGGGGCCAGGAAGUUCUCAGGGAGAAACUCCAAGAUCACAGUAAGUCUGUGCAUGACAGCUCUACCGUGGUGACACAUAAGCUAAAUGGGGAGAAUUUAGAAGAGAGGAAUAUGAAGCACACGGCUAAAAAGAUAUCAAAAACCUGCAGGAUGUGUUCUAGGCACUUUGGCACCGUCCUUGGUCGGGAAAAGCACGAGAUACAAGAGCAUCACUUCACAGCCAGUAAAAGAGCCCAAAUGUCCACAGGAUUUUCACCUCAUAAUAUGUUGGAGUGUAAAAAUUCCCAAGAGCUACAGAGGUUUGCAGAUGAAAAAAUUCGACCUUCCCCUGGUCCUCUGAGUGCUGCUUGUGCAGCUGAAGUCAGUGCUGUGCUCCAGCUGAUCCAGGCUUGCUUUCCAGUGCCAGCCUCCCGAGUAAUCCAGGGUGGUUCUUUUAUAAAGGGCACUGACACUAAAGGGUACUCUGAGAUUGAUGUCGUGUUGUUCAGUGAUGUGUUUGCCAAUGUGAACCUUUGCAAGAAACAACUGAAAGAAGGACUGGAUGCUUUGAGGAAAAACUUGAAGCAAACUUCAUAUGGAAACAGGUCUGGGAUCCUAAUGGGGAAAAGAGCAUCGUUGUCCUUAAGGUUCAAUUUUUUAUGCAGUGGAAAUCUUCACAGUCAUUCUUUUGAGAUCAUGACCUACUAUGAUAUCCUGGGCCCUAAACCCUCGACAGGAGAAAUAGCACCUUUGGCAGGUGCGGCCGCCAUUGCUGACAGUGCUCUCUUUGGUAGGGCCAUCAGUAAUUUUGGUAGCAACAGUCACCAAAAAGAUUUAAAACUUCACCUUUACCGCAAGCUGUACCUCUGUGACGACAGUGAUGAGGCACAGCUGUGUGCCCUGGCGCUCCUGCCCUACCAAGUGGCCUUUGUCAAGGCAUCCAUCACUAGGGUGAAAGAGCUCAUUCGGUUAAUGAUCCAUUGGUUCAGGACAUCAUUUGCCAAACCCACAGAGGAAAAUAAGUUCCGGAGACUUCCCUCCACUUACACAGUGGAACUCCUCACAAUUCACGUCUGGGAGCUGGCAGGAAAGCCUCUAUUCUUCAGCCUGGUCCAGGGAAUGAGGGCGAUCCUCAAACUUCUGGUUCAAUAUGCAGAAAUUGAUGUUGUUUGGCACAGACACUAUCAUCCCAAGUUCCCCAUUUUUGUCAAAGUUAACCAGAAACGCACAAGGCCAUUCAUCUUAGACCCUGUAAAUCCUACUGCCAACCUGUGUGACAGCUGCAAUGCCUGGGAUGAAGUUGCCCAUGUGGCCAGAUGCAGCCUGGAGAAGCCUCUUUUCAACAGGGUGAGAGUGAGGGCCCCCUGGCUCUUCACAAACAAAUGGUAAACUAGGCUGGAAGAUUUUGUCCGUGGAUACCUUUGGAGAAGAUAAAAGGAUGCAAAAUAGUUUGCCAACUAGAACACUUCAGAUGAAGGGCAAAAUGUGGGAAACUU
Molecule: messenger RNA, 1589 nt
Organism: Condylura cristata (star-nosed mole)
Lineage: Eukaryota; Metazoa; Chordata; Mammalia; Eulipotyphla; Talpidae
Product: 2'-5'-oligoadenylate synthase 1A-like
Exons: 9
Coding region: 1-1482 (493 amino acids)
Biological process (GO): regulation of ribonuclease activity
Cellular component (GO): membrane; cytosol; nucleoplasm
Molecular function (GO): double-stranded RNA binding; 2'-5'-oligoadenylate synthetase activity
Source: RefSeq, a predicted model, not a curated record